AAACUUCGUCGCAUGACGUCACGCGCGCGUGUCGGAACCGCCGCGAUGACGUCACGCGCGCCACUUCGCUUCACACGUGGGUAGGCGAGCAUGGCGACGCACGGCAAACAUGCGGACGAGGCGAACGCGCCGGAGCCGAAGCCGAAGCCCGCGGCGACGGGGAAGAAGAAACCAGCCAAGCGGUACUGGGAGCCUGAAAAAUUUGAAGAUGUGAAGAUCAACAAGACUCCUCUACAACGGAGCGAGGGAGAGAAGCCCGAGAGACGGAAGGUUGAAAAUAUAGUGAAGCAACAUCGGUUUUCGCAAUCCGCCAAGUCAAAGGACGUGUUCUUUGGUCCUGCUCCCCUGCCAGAGGCGAGAGUGAAGCGGUACCAGCGUGGAGAGAAGUUUCAACUGAAAGGACGGCAGCCCGGGGCGUUGCGAGAGUUGGUGACGCGCGCUACCAAGAAUGCAGAGCUCGCGAGCCAGCAGACGGCACGGUGUGACCUGCUGUUGCCUGAAACGCAAGGGUUCAUAGAGCCGGACGAGGGCGAGGAGACGUCGUACGUCACACAGAGGGACAUCCAGGAGGCGGUGGACAUCACCAGUGCCAGCAAGAGUUUCGAAUUGGACCUGAACCAGUUCGGGCCCUAUCGAGUGGAUUACACAGCCACUGGCCGGCACCUGCUGCUGGGCGGUACACGGGGCCACGUGGCUGCGUUUGACUGGGUCACCAAGUCCCUGAUGUGCGAGAUGAACGUCAUGGAGACGGUCAAGGACAUCAAGUGGCUGCACACGGAGUCGAUGUUCGCCGUGGCUCAGCUGCACUGGGUGUACGUGUACGACUCGCAGGGCAUCGAGCUGCACUGCCUCAAGCGCUUCCACAACGUCACCCGCAUGGAGUUCCUGCCCUACCACUUCCUGCUGGCCACCGCGAGCUCUACGGGGUACUUACAGUACCUGGACGUGAGCAUCGGGAAGGAGAUCUCGACGAUCAACACCAAAGGGGGCAGCCUUCAGGCCAUGUGCACGAACCCAUCCAAUGCCAUCGUGAACCUGGGUCACCACAAUGGCUACGUGACUAUGUGGAGCCCCACGAUGAAGGAGCCGCUCGUCAAGAUGAUGUGCCACCGUGGAGCCGUGCGCUCCAUCGCCGUGGAACGCACCGGCACGUACAUGGCGACGUCGGGGCUGGACCACAAGCUGCGAGUGUGGGACGUGCGCACUUUCAGGCCUCUGCACUCGUACGUCCUCAGCUCGGGCGCCUCCAACCUGGACUUCAGCCACCGCUCACUGCUGGCCGCCACCUGCGGCAACGUUGUACAGGUCUACAAGGACACGCACCUUGGUGUGGGCCGGCCCUACCUGACGCACGUCUCUCCUCACCACGCUCACUCGCUCAAGUUUUGCCCCUACGAAGACGUACUUGGUCUCGGCCAUGGGAAUGGCUUCACGAGCCUCCUGGUGCCCGGAGCGGGUGAGCCCAACUUCGACGCGAUGGAGGCCAAUCCUCUGCGCAGCAAGAAACAGAGGCAAGAGUGGGAGGUGAAGGCUUUGCUGGAGAAGAUUCAGCCGGAGCUCAUCACGCUGGACCCGGCCAUGCUGAGCAAGGUGGACACGGCCUCCUUCGAAACGAAGUACGCGGAAAGAGUGCAGCGGCUGGGUUUCGACCCAAAAGCUCCCAAGAAGUUUGAGCCGAGGUUCCGCACCAAGGGCCGCAGCUCCACCGCCAACCGCGAGCUUCGGAAACGCAUCGUGGCGGGGACACAGAAACGGGAGACGAUCAAGGCUUCUAUGGAAGAAAAGCAGAAAAAACAGAAAGAGAAGAUACAAAGCAACGAGACGGAGGCCAAGGGGGGGGCCCUGCAGAGAUUCAAAAAAUAAACACGCACACACGCGCGCACACGUAUAUAAUACACAGAGGCAUACACACGUGUAUAUAUGCAGACAAUCUCGCAUGCACAUACACCGCAUCACACGCAGAUACACUUGUAUGUAGACAGCCACGCACAUAUCCACGCAUAUACUCGCAUACACUCUCAUACACAGACAAACGUGUAUGUGCAAAACCAAGACAAAUAAAAAAAAUACACCAUUUACCUUUUACAAACUGUUGUGGCAAAUGUUGUUAGCGGGUGCCGACUCAGGCCGUCGUUGCGUGGUGUGGCCAGUCCCGCACCCCCACCGCUUUUUUUUCUACUCGGUGCUAAUGUUUACACACCACAGCAGGUACUCGUGUUUGAUGCCACCUCGGGGAGGCUUAGGACCAAAUCAGACAUUUGCCACUGAUGUUGACCGUGGCUAGGAAUUGUAAACGGGUCGCCAGGGUUCGUAGGGUAAUGUGCUAACCACUGUAGCACAAACACAUGCACAUACGUGGUAUCGUAUCCUGUCUCCUACACUUACACAGUGUGUGUGCAAAUGUCUCAAAGACGCUUGACAAAUUACACGGCAAUAAUCGCGCCUUGUGCCACACAGGGAUGGCUGUCACUGGGAGUGCCCUUUCAAAUGUAUUGAGAUGAGAUGUGAUGCAAAGUGCUCUGAGACGCCCUGAUGUAUAGGUGGCCGCGGUAUCAAAAACAUCACACACUUAACACGCACACCACCCUUGCACUGCGCGUGCACACCAUAUGUGCAUGUUUGGCGUCCCGUGGUCUACGCGUGCGUACACACGUGGAGCGGGUAGUGUAGCAGGUAGCUUACUGCACUAUGAACCCAACGACCCGAAUUAGUCCCGCUCACGGCUGAUACCAUUGGUGAAUAUUUGAACCGGUCCUGAGCCGCCAACCCUAGGUCGACUUUAAAGAUCUCCACUUGGGAGAGAAAGGCGGCCGGCCAUGGUUUUUGGCCACCCACCACCUCGUGUGCCAUGCCGGCCUUCAUCUGUGCUCGUUCACAGCACUUGCCCGGACAGUCUGUUUAGGCUAUACGGGGGGUCUUUGUACACACGUGAAUACACAUGCGUAUACAUGUGCAGUGAAUUUCAAGUAUAACAAUUACACGUGUCUUGUAUUUUUCCCAUGGCUUUAAUUUGUUAUUGUUUUAACUUUUUUCCCGCUCAACAAUAACUGAUAUCUGUGCAGCAAGUCUGAGGCCCCUGUGGCUGCUGGCACGCAUGCUAAGCCAAACACAGACGUUUUCACCCAGCUCUACACUGCAGACAGCUGCCCGGGUCUCAAUACCGAUGUUAAUACGCAACAGGCCUGGAUACUAAGAAUCAGUUUUCGACUUCUAAGGACCAUUUCGUAUAUAUUUUGGAUCGACUUCAUAUUCUAGUCUGCGAACAAUAGUGAUGUGAUCCGAUGCCACGUGAAGCCACUUUUAUCGGGAAAAGUGCGUAAGUGACGUUAGUAACUAGUUUGUGAUGCUGCUGGAUUGGCAGUGGUGCAGCAAGCAAGAUUUACAAAUACUCAACACAUUUGUAAACACUGUGGCCUUAAAAUGAAAAUAUAUAUACACAUUAAUCACAACAUUGGAAAUAUCCCUACAGAUGCCAACCAGUGGUGGUUACUAUUAUGCACAUGGUCUGCAAUGCAUGAACUAUAACUUUUUAUUUUGAUAGCUAAGGCCCACUUAGUUAUAUAGCUUUUUUUCAGAAGCCACCUGGCCACAAAUGAUAGGUCAACGAAAUGGCUUACGUGGAAAUGUAUAACAGUAAAAUACUCUAAACGCAUGUUGAGUCUACAUGUGGAAGGAAAACCCGCAGGACCCGGAGAAAAUUCCACGCGACCACCAAGACAUGCAAACUCCAAAUAUACAGCGGGUCGGGAACAAACCCACGAGCUCCUGCAUACCAGGCGAGGUAGUUCACAUCUAGCCACCGGUGCGCCCACUGGAGGCGAUGGUUGGUGGAUCGAAAAAAAUGUUGCUAAACUUCCGUUGGCGUCGAGGAGAAUGAGGUUAAGCAACAGUGGACCCACCUGUUCCGCCUCUGGGAUAGCGUUUCCCCCCUUUGAACGCGUUGGUUUUCUCCAGGUCCUGGUUCUUCCCACAAAUAAAACACUCGUUAAUUGGCCCACAGCACCUUAAUAUAUAUCGAGGACCCGAGAGCUUUGGCAAUUGUUGGCGCCGUCUCAUCGAGCGACUGACUUCCCACUUCUCUGUGGUUCCUCCUUGCGCAGACUCUGCCACCAAUUUACAAAUCCAAGAAUUCCCGGUAUAACUUUAAAGGCCACGGCAUUUUGUUGGUAGCAACCACCUAAUAAACAUUGCCACACGCACACCACUUGCCAAACACAAAACGUGCAACCAUAGGCAGGCACAAAUGCUGCACACGUUCUGCAAACAUGCAGUGGCGAUUGCACAGUCAUGGAAGCGUGCAAAAAUAAUCUACGUGCACCCUCAAUCGCGCGCGCACUGCACUGGCGUUUCAGCUUGCACUCGAUCAUGUACGGACGUACCCACAACAAAGGAAAGCCCCCACCUCCUUUGGUCUCAUCGGGGAGGACCGAGCGCUGUUUAAGAUAUAUUUCGUCUCGCGCACACAGUCGUCUAGCACGUACACAUUCCAGCACCUACGCCCCGUCGCUAGCGCACACGUGCGCAAUCCAUCACAUCAUCAUACGCGCCGUUACACGCACACACAAAAUCACACGCGCGCACAUUCAAUUCGGCACACACCCUUCCAUCACACAAACACAUGCCGUAUCUCUCCCCGUAUGGCCUUAAGAGAGUGUUGGGUGGGCAAGUGCUGUUAAGGCCGGAAUGGCAAUACGAGGUGGUUGAUGGCAAGCACCACGCCCGGCCGCCUUUGUCUCCCCAGUGUUGAUGUUUAUUGCAGCAGGUAUUAAAAUAAGGUUGAAUCAAUCUCGACGAGGCACAGGAGCUGUUUAGAUAUUCGUCACUGGUGUUGGUCAAGAGCGGGAAUUUAACUUGCGUGGCCAGGCACGGAUAUUACGGUGAAACAAUAUGACAUGCACACUAACACACACACACCAUCACAAUUACGUAUUACAUUACAUUUUGGCAAACGUACUCCAUCGCUCACACAUGCCAACACAGUCGCACACUCCAUCAAGUACGUAAUUGCACACUCCAUCACGCGUAAAUCCCACGCACAAUAGCAGCCACAUUUCGCUCCGACGUGGUGUUGACGUCACUACAGCGCUUGUGCCAGGCUAGGUGCACUUUGAGGCCAUCACCUGAAGUGUCAGAGGCUCGCUGCUGCUGGCAGGAGAUCACGGUACAGACCCAGGUGCUGUGAGUUGACCGAGACGACUGGCAGAGAUGCACCGCCUACGCCCCUAGUGCGUCAACUUGCUGCGAUUUACUGGCCCAGCACUCCGCUCGUUGUUGUGAGCGUCGCUCCUCCGCUGUUGCUGGAGGGCGGCUGCCUCCACCUGUCCAGGAGCGUCCUUCACGAGCCUCCUCCACAGAGGCCGAUCUUGACACCGCUGGUAUUGGUCAUCUCCAAGUCCAAACAUACGUUGCCACAACAAAGGCAAACAUCCACAUUUAGCCAAAUAACAGGUAAGGGACGAGCCAGUAAACACGGAACGUUGGCCCAACGGUCCCAAUCACGUGCCAGCGUUGGCGCUGCGUUGGCGUGUUUACUGCUCCGUGCGUGUGACUACUUCCGUUGCGUGUGCCCAUCCGCAUUUGGGGCCGUCCAUAAAUGAC
This is a messenger RNA of Lethenteron reissneri (Far Eastern brook lamprey), 5598 nucleotides long. RefSeq names its product WD repeat domain 46 (gene WDR46). Gene Ontology annotation, cellular component: small-subunit processome; nucleolus; 90S preribosome. The record is from RefSeq and is a predicted model, not a curated record. Lineage: Eukaryota; Metazoa; Chordata; Hyperoartia; Petromyzontiformes; Petromyzontidae. Gene Ontology annotation, molecular function: protein binding. Gene Ontology annotation, biological process: maturation of SSU-rRNA from tricistronic rRNA transcript (SSU-rRNA, 5.8S rRNA, LSU-rRNA).